AUGGAAAGGCAGGAGGACCACCAAGGUCGAGAUGACGCGGAUGAUCGCGCCAUCUCGACCCUAGUGUUACCGCCGCCUCCUGGGCAAGGGCAACGCCAACAGGACACCUACAUCGUCCAAUUCCCAAAGGACCAAGUCUACCACGUGCCGCCGCGCGAGAAUGCCCUCAUCGCCGAGAAAUACCGCAACCCAACAAAACCAAAGAAAAGAGAAUGCAAUUGCGGUUGCCUCUCUCCCCGUGUGUUGAUCACCACCGCCAUAAUAAUCAUCUCCAUCCUCGCCAUUGUUGGCAUUACCCUUGCCACCUUGUUCUUAAUCUACAAACCAACCAAACCCAAAUUCGAGGUCACCCAUAUUUCAGUGAAGACCGUGCGCGGUGGCAAGAAUUCGCCACCACCGCCACCGCACUACGAGAUUACGUUGACGGCCCACAACCGCAACAAGAAGUUGGGGCUGCAGUACGCCAACAAUGCGGACAUUUCUAUGACGACGUUCGAGAAUACUAAGGUUGCAAGGGGAACGUGGUUCCCAGCGCUGAAACAAGAGAAAGGUAAUUCAACGGAAGUUAAUAUUAAUCUGACGGGGACGAGUGAACGGUUGCAUAGGGCAUUGGAGAAAUCGAAGAAUGUUACUCUGGAUUUGGAUAUGAAACUUUGGGUAAAGAUGACAACCGUGAGAAUGAAGACAGGGCCUCUCGAGUCUAAGAUUGCAUGCAAGAUUAUGGUUAGCAAUCUUGGCAACAGUACCAAGAUCUUGUCACAGGAUUGUGGCACUCAGAUCAAGAUUGGUUAG
This is a messenger RNA of Arachis stenosperma, 792 nucleotides long. Its product is annotated as NDR1/HIN1-like protein 13. Bases 1 to 792 code for a protein of 263 amino acids. The record is from RefSeq and is a predicted model, not a curated record. Gene Ontology annotation, cellular component: plasma membrane. The transcript has a single exon. NCBI's taxonomy places the organism in Eukaryota, Viridiplantae, Streptophyta, Magnoliopsida, Fabales, Fabaceae.